AUGUCCACCACUGAAAUCAAAUCUGUAGUUGUUGACUCUGGUGUCUCGGUGUUCUACCGCAUUGCUGGUCCAGAGAAUGCACCUGUCGUCCUCCUACUCCAUGGUUUCCCAACCUCUUCGCACCAAUACCGCAACCUCAUCCCUAUCCUGGCCCAGCAUUACCGUGUGGUUGCACCAGACUUCCCUGGUUUCGGCUUCACCCAAGUUCCCGCGGAGCGUUCUUAUCAGUACACCUUCGAUGCGUUGUCUAAAACCACGAUCGCUUUUCUAGACGCCCUUUCCAUAACCUCGUUUGCUGUCUAUAUCUUCGACUACGGUGCUCCCGUGGCUCUACGCCUGGCGCUGGAGCGUCCGAGCGCAAUCAAAGCCAUCGUUUCUCAGAAUGGAAACGCCUACGAGGAAGGCCUCGGCGAAGGUUGGGCCCCGAUUCGAGCGUAUUGGGCAUCGGGCAGUCAAGUUGACCGCAAAACCGUUCAGGAUGGCAUCCUCACCUUGGAAACUACCAAAUGGCAGUAUACGCACGGCUCCCGCUUCCCAGACGCAAUCCCGCCCGAAACUUACACCCUUGACUGGGCAUUGAUGCAGCGCCCCGGAAACUUCGACAUACAACUUGACCUCUUCUUUGACUACCAGAACAAUGUGAAACUCUAUCCUCAAUUCCAGGAGUACUUCCGCCAGAGUCGGGUGCCGCUUCUCGCUGUCUGGGGUAAACACGACCCGUUCUUUAUUCCGGCCGGCGCGGAGGCAUACAAACGCGACUUGCCCCACGCAGAGAUUAUGCUGUUGGAUGCGGGUCAUUUUGCUGGAGAAACGGAGACAACUGAAAUUGGAGAGUUGAUUCUUAAGUUUUUGAGCGAGGUCUUGUAA
Mycena indigotica is the source of this 867-nucleotide messenger RNA. Its product is annotated as Alpha/beta hydrolase fold protein. Gene Ontology annotation, molecular function: epoxide hydrolase activity. Lineage: Eukaryota; Fungi; Basidiomycota; Agaricomycetes; Agaricales; Mycenaceae. The record is from RefSeq and is a predicted model, not a curated record. The coding region runs from base 1 to 867 and encodes 288 amino acids. The transcript has a single exon.